AUGUACGACGAUAGGGCCGAGCCAAAUAGCUCCCCGCCGUAUGUUCCACCAAAAUCAUUGGAAGACAUUGAGACCGAUGAGAUGGAGGAGGAGAUCUUUGACUGGUAUAAUUUAAGUGAGGUUGGAGUGACAUCGACCGAUGUUUCGCAAGGGGUAGAGUCACACGCCGCGCGGAAUUCCGAAAGUUCAAAUCCGGAAGCUACCGUUGCACGAAAAUCACUUGACUUCGGAUCAGCAAACGACGACGUUCGGGUGAUUAAGACCGCAAAUCGAGCUUCCGGCCUUCGCGAUAAAGAAAAGCGCAUUCGAAAACCGCGUUUGAAUAACAGUAAUGAUUCAGAUAAUCAUGCGACAAAUAUAAAUCAUGUGGAACCCAAAGGUCAAAAUUGGAGUAAGAACAUAAGACGAAUUGAAUCGGUUGAACGUGAUGCGUGUAACAGACUGGUGGUCUAUGUUUUGUGGAAAUCCGGCGAACGGACGAUUCAUCUUAACGAAAGAUUACGAAAGAGAGCUCCGCAAAAAGUGCAUUCGGAAAAUGAUAACUUUAAUAAUCGUCCAAACUACUACUCCAACGGUCAAAACUCGAAACACAAUUCACGUGGCGGCACAUUCAACAAGAAAUUUCACAACUUCGGAAGACCUCAGAAUAAUGUCAACAGCAACAACUUUCAUCAUUACUAUCAACCGCAACAUAUCGAAUUUUGCCUGUCGAGCAUCGGCAUUGACGAAUAUCAUGAGUCAGUCGAAGCAGUUGAUGUUUAUAAAUUGAAGUUCCGCUACAAGUACCUCGAAGAAGGGAUCUCGAUUUUUUUGAAUGGAAACAAAGGGAAAAUUUACAUCCCUUUGGAAGCCUUGGAGGAGAUCUCCAAGGUGCAACUAAAUCUCAUUUUUCUAACCUUGAAAAAGGAUGCAAAGAAGCUGAUCACCUAUAAUUCAAGGGAUGGUUUCAGCAGGGAUGAUCCGAUCCGUGAAAAUUUAGGUUCGCAAUAUUUACGCGAGUACACACCGUAUAUCGCAUAUAUGCCGUCGUACAUAACUGACUUUGAGCUUACAGACAGGGCGACGGAAAUUCACGUGUACGCUCAGGAAUCAACCCCACAGCAGGCUAUCGACAUGACCGGACUACACAUCAAUUAUGUUUUGGAUAAAAUAAACCGAAUAAAACUUUGUAAAACCCAAGUUCCAAAUUGGGGCGGUGGUGUGGUCGAUGUGACUCCACGUGUUCAGGGAAAGUUCAUAAUCAAGUGUCAUGUCGGCGAUGACAUUCGUAUUCUGAGUUUUGAUCCUCGGGAGCUUACUAACGACUUCAAGUAUAUCAUUGAAGAUGCCUUUAACGUUUCCGGAAUAAGGAAUGUUCGCUACAAGGACGAUGACGGUGACUACAUUUCCAUAUUUAACACUGACGACCUGGAGACGGCUGUCAAGUUAUAUCAGCGCGACAACAAAUUAGAAAUCUGGUGCAACUAA
Acaulospora colombiana is the source of this 1467-nucleotide messenger RNA. The record is from the annotation of a GenBank genome assembly. Lineage: Eukaryota; Fungi; Glomeromycota; Glomeromycetes; Diversisporales; Acaulosporaceae.